AUGUCGAGACGACCGCCGAAUCCGGCUGCUGACCGGGCGGCGCAGAACACGCAGACGAUCAAGACGCUGCUGAAGCUGGAUGCCAACAAGGUGUGCGCGGACUGCAAGAGGAACAAGCACCCCCGAUGGGCCAGCUGGAAUCUCGGCGUCUUCAUCUGCAUCCGCUGCUCGGGCAUCCACCGUGGCAUGGGCACCCACAUCAGCCGCGUCAAGUCGGUCGACCUCGACACCUGGACCGACGAACAGCUCCAGAGCAUCCUCAGCUGGGGCAACGCCCGCGCAAACAAGUACUGGGAGCACAAGCUGGCUCCUGGCCACGUUCCCUCCGACUCCAAGAUGGAGAAUUUUAUCCGCACAAAGUACGAGUUGAAGCGCUGGGUCAUGGACGGGCCUAUGCCCAACCCGGCCAGCCUCGAUGCCGACGGCGACGACGACAUUCCCCUUAGCAUUGUGAAGGAGAAGCAGAACAUUGACCGCAAAGAGUCCAUCCGCAAGUCUGUCAGUGGCAGUGCCUCUGGAUCGGCCGCCGCUGAGGCUGCCGCCCGUGCUGCUGCGAGGUCGCGUGCUCCCGUUGUCGACCUGAUCGGCGGCAACGACUCGUUUCCCUCGCCGUCUAUCUCGUCGCCACCGCCGCCACCACGCGCAAGCACUGCCGGACCGGCUGCUGCCCAGGUCGCCCCCAAAGGCAUCCCCGUCCCACCCAAAGCGACCACCUCCGCCAGCAGCAACAGUAACAGCAACACCCGAGACUCGCUGCUGGGCCUUGACUUCCUGGGCUCGCAGCCCGCCGCCCCGGCUCGGCCCUCCAGCACCGCUGGCUCCACUUCUGGCGGCGGCCAGUCGCGUCCAGACCUGAAGCAGUCCAUCCUCUCGCUCUACGCCACCGCGCCCCGGACACAGCCGGCACAAGCACAUCACGGCGGAGGCAGCGGCAGCUUCGGCAGCCUCCACUCGCCGUCUCAAUCCCAAAACUCGUUUGGCAGCGGCGUUGGCGGUCUCGUCGACCCUUUCAGCAGCCUCAGCUUCGUGACUGCGCCCGCCUCCACGCCCUCGCCGAAGCCUGUCGACGCCUUUUCCGGCUUGUCUGGCCUCCACAAUCGCCAGAGCUCCACCACCGGCGUCAAGACGGCAUCGUCUACUUUUGGCAGCCUGGGCGGCGGCAGCUUCUUCGAGGCCAAGUCUGCUGCUCCGGCCGUCACAUCUCUUCCCAAGCCGGCAGUCGCCUCCUCGUCCGCGUUUGGCGGCUUCGAUGCCUUCUCGUCGGCGCCCUCCUUAUCAAAGGCGACGGCAGCAGCAGCAGCAGUCACGCCAGCCGCGUCAUCCAGCGCGUUUGGCGACCUCUUCGACUUCUCGUCUGCCACCUCUGCACCGGCUCCUACCGCGGCACCUGCGGCUGUCAGCCCGCCGACGGGCGCGUCCAACGCGUUCAGCUCGGUCUUUAACUUGUCGGCCCAGCCGGCCAAGCCUACACCCACCGCUGCGGCGCCAGCUGCCAGUCCGCUCGCCGCAGUCAGCGCCAACUGGUCCAACUCGGACGUCUGGGGCGGCCACGACGGCUGGGGCUCGUCGACAACAUCGGCAGCACCGGCAGCCCCGACGGCGACGGCGUCCUAUUCCCAACACGUCCAGCCCAAGGCGCCGGUCAACGACUUCGGGUGGGGCAGCUCUGCGGCCACUACGACGGCCAGCAGCUUUGCCACGCAGAGCAUCGUGCCGGGGGCCAACGGCAGCUUUGCAACGGCGCCCAAGGUGGCCGCAGACGAGGAGUUUGGAGGAUGGACAUCUAGCACGGCGGUGACGACGACGACGGCGACAGCAAAGCCGGCGGCCGGAUUCGGCGGCAGCGAAGACCUGUUUUCCAACGUCUGGGGCUAA
Messenger RNA from Grosmannia clavigera kw1407, 1875 nucleotides. Its product is annotated as stromal membrane-associated protein. NCBI's taxonomy places the organism in Eukaryota, Fungi, Ascomycota, Sordariomycetes, Ophiostomatales, Ophiostomataceae. Gene Ontology annotation, biological process: intra-Golgi vesicle-mediated transport; endocytosis; endoplasmic reticulum to Golgi vesicle-mediated transport. Bases 1 to 1875 code for a protein of 624 amino acids. Gene Ontology annotation, molecular function: GTPase activator activity; metal ion binding. The record is from RefSeq and is a predicted model, not a curated record. The transcript has 2 exons. Gene Ontology annotation, cellular component: Golgi apparatus.